AUGAAGCUAACCGUAAAUAAGGCUGGAACGAAAAUUAAAGGUGCUACAUUCAAAGAUUUUAAGAUCAUUAUUUUAAAGAAUGGAAAAAUGGAAUACCCCACAUACAAAAGUAAGGAGUCCGCUGUGAACGAAUACAAAGAACUAAUAAGAAAAGCUAAGGUAGAACAUUCGAAAACGUCCGCAGCCUCAGUAGAAGAACAACUCGAACAGCAAAACUUAAACGCUCCUCGAGAACUUGUGGAUGAUGUACUAACAAAUACCAUUGAAAGAAUGGAUGAUGAAUUAUCCAACCAAAGUGAGGCUAUCAGUAGUAGCGUAGUUAUAACAGAAAAUGAACUAAGAGAAUAAAGAGGUAUCCUAAACGUAAAAGGAAACUCAGGUGAGGAAAAAAAUAACUUUCUUGAAAUAGAUCAUUGGAAAGAAUUAGCUGAAACUGAGCGAACCGCAGGGCGUGAACAAAAAGCUCUCUUUUACGAAGCAAUGGCUAACAUGGCAGGGUUAAAAGGGGACGAAAUAAGGUUAAGAUCAAACGAACGACCCACAGGAUCAAAAACUACGUCCAUCGUGGAAGAGGAAGUAAACGCAAACGAUCUCACAAGGUUCGAAAGAUUUAAAAAAUGGGCAAAAGAAAAAAUUACCGGAAUAUCAGUCGUAGCAAUAUCUGUGGCGGGUAUCAUUGCCAUGAUCGUUAUGAGAGCUAGAAGCGUAGCGAAAAGAGGGGCAAGAGCAACAAGUAAAUUCGCAAAAGCAGUGGCAAACUUAGCCAGAAAGGUAGGACCCGUAGGCCGUAUUAGCAUCCGUACUAAACCUAAUUGCCAAAGUCCUGGCAUGGGGAGCAAAAGGUGUUGCGUUUCUGUUGCGAAAAAUGUCAGGAUUCUAGCUUUAGCAUUAACGUACUUCUUAUACAACGAAUACGGAAAAAGAAAAAAGUAAAUUUUUUUUCAUAUAUAAUAAAAAUGGGAGACAGAAAAGAUUUAAUGAACGAAACUUACGAUGCCGGACUUAUCACCCUUGGUGCAGUCGCUGUAUCCGUGGUAAGCAAAACGUUUGCAAGUGACAGUCUGGGAGUACCCAGUAUGGUUCGAAAGGAAUUCUGAAACUAGCAGUAGCCGUUGGAGUCGGUGCGCUCGGCGUUCACUAUUUACAAACCAAGAAAAUAGUGCCAGAUGAUCCAUUCCAGUAAACAGUUUCACAAAAAUAAAAGAUGGUAAGUGUUGUAGUUGGAGAAUUAUUUAACGCAGAUGCAUUCGCCAGAGCCGGAUUCCUGUUCAGCAAACUAAACCGCGGUGGAUACGAAGAAGAAAUGAAAAGACACAACAAAGCGAUGGAAAAGUUAUCCAGAGCCAAAGAAAAAUGGUACGAAAGACAAGUAGAAAAAAAGAACAGAAUAGCAAUACUCAGACAGGAACUAGCUGACGCCAAAACAGAUAUGGAAGCCACAAACCGUGCUCUGGAUUCCCUAAGACAAGCGCAAGAAGACUGA
This is a messenger RNA of Paramuricea clavata, 1483 nucleotides long. The record is from the annotation of a GenBank genome assembly. NCBI's taxonomy places the organism in Eukaryota, Metazoa, Cnidaria, Anthozoa, Malacalcyonacea, Plexauridae.